Molecule: messenger RNA, 458 nt
Organism: Linum tenue
Lineage: Eukaryota; Viridiplantae; Streptophyta; Magnoliopsida; Malpighiales; Linaceae
Source: the annotation of a GenBank genome assembly
ACACGCCUCCAAUCCAUUUCCCUAUCAAAUGAAAAUCGCAGCCUCCCUCCCGAAGACCUGAACACCCUAACUCUAAAAUCGACCAGCGACUGUGAAUGCGCCUCCGCUCCUACCCACCUCCACGAAAAGACACGAUGGCGGCCUCAAAUCCGACCUAGCGAUGGCAUCGCGAUGCCGGCCUCGUCUCUGACUAAGCGAACGCAACACCGGGCCUUGAGCUUGGCUCGGUUUUGUAGUACCCACUUGCUCUCGUACGCCUCCUGCCGAGUUUGAAGGACGAAAAGGCGAGAGACAGAGGAGGGAAGAGAAUAGAACCACUAGCAGCAUAUUGGGUAGAGUGGAGAAAUAUUUGGGUUUUGGGUGAGUCAUCACCAUUGGAAUCAAACAAAUAAGAUUGGAGUGGAUUUGGUGUUUAAUGUAUAAAGUUCGGUUGUAAUGCACUUUAUUUUGAAUUGGAC